Cuscuta epithymum is the source of this 4591-nucleotide messenger RNA. NCBI's taxonomy places the organism in Eukaryota, Viridiplantae, Streptophyta, Magnoliopsida, Solanales, Convolvulaceae. The record is from the annotation of a GenBank genome assembly.
GCGAAAGGAAGUUAACUUGGGCAUUUUUCCGUUGCUACAGUUCAACGUUUAACACUUCCGUUUUCUUUCCUCUCUUUAUCGCUCAUCCACAUAAAACAGGCCGGAUGUCUUUCCCGAUUCGUUAGUCAUUUCGCUCCCCAGAAACUCGCAGAUGGCAGAGCUAGGGUUGACAUGAGUCUUCUUCCGCCAAGCCUCUCAGCUUCAAUGGAGUAUCAAGCAGCUCCAAUAGAUGGCCUCACCGGGAACUUCAGUCUCUUUUCAAGAACGCUUUGUGUCGUUUCGGCUAAUUUGGGAAAAUCUUUGCGUCCACGAGAUUCAAGUUUCUCCUGUGCCCAGCGUCCACAAGAUUCAACCUUCUCCGAGCGAAGUCAUCGUACAAAUGCUGAAUCAGAGCAAACUCAUCCAUUCUUCUUGCCUUCAUGGAUUGGCUGGACUUUAAGGUUGAAUAAACCUUUCAUCUUCAAGAGAUCGUCAUUAUGGAUAUCACAAUUGGGGCAGUGGUGGAGGAGGAGGAGGGGGACAUGGCACUUCUCACCAUGUUUUUUUUGAGUUGAUUGGAGAAGCCCACUUGAGACUGAGAACAAAUAAAGUUGAUGAUUUCACAUCCGGGCUCCUAGAUAUCCAUUCCAAAAUGUUAGAGAUGGGUAAAACUAAUCAACAUAUUCUUAGAUUGCCCUCAUUGGUGCAAGAGAAGAAGAUGAGAAAUGAGUCUCAGCUACAGGUGUUCAAGAUUGGCGGGGCUCGGGGCUCGGUAGUCUACUGUUCUCCUCCAGCGUCCAUUCUGAGGUUUUGUUGGUCGACCUGUCUGCAUAUUUUUCAAAAGAUUAUUCUGUUUAGUUUGUUUUUUUAAUAAUUCAUCACUUGAUCUCUUAAUUGUUUUUCUUUUUUUCCUUUCUGUUUCAUAGCUGCUAUAUAUUAUGACAAACCUCUUUGGUUAAUUUUGACUUCAUAGCCGCGAGGAAAGUAAACAUAUUAGAGCCUGAGCUGAGGGUAGCCUGUUAAUUAAGCUUGGCGCAGGUUCAAUAGGAUGGUUACAAUCCAUAUUUGGAACUCACAUUAAGUACUAAGAAGAGGAUAUGGAUAUGUCAUCAACCAUAUAAACACUAAGUGGGGAAAUAAAAAUGGCAUGCUUGGGGUUCUUGUAUGGCAACCAUCUCUGCCUGGAAGCUUAGAGGCGUAGAAGCUUAGGGUCCAGGUCUAAUCUCGGUCUAAUCUCAACUGCUCUCAUCUGGCUGGUACGAAAAAAGAAAACAAGCUAUAAAAGUGGAACAAAUGGAGUUGUGUCCAUGACUUUUUCAAAUGCAUUGGCUUCUAAAUAAUGUAAAACAGACCUUUUUCUCGAUAUUUUGUUCAUUUAUUUAGUUUCAGCAAUUUUUUUUAAACAUUUCAGUAUUCAGAGAAAUGGUUCGAAGCUAACAGUGUAAAUUUUACUAAAUGCAUUGAUCCUAAGUCAUAGAGUUGAGCUCUUGAACUACUUCAAAUUCACUCUUCAUCCGAAGAAGGAUGUGUUUGUAUUCCUAUAUCAUUUGAACUAUUAGUGAUAUUAUUAUAAUUCCUGACAACUCCGGUACCUUUCUAAAAUAUGGGGUUCCGUGCCUAUUAUUCAUUUGAUUGGACCACAUAACUUUAUCAUUUUUAAUUUAGAUUUAAAUAACUCAACUGCUACAUUCUCAUUGGUCCAUGUGGACAAAGGUAUGGUAUCUUAUGGGUACCAUAGAAUCUACCUUAUUAUUUAUCUCUCUGCAGAGCUAGAUGGAAAGACAAACGAGUAUAUUUUGAUGAAUGCCAACGCAUAUUAAACCAGGUGGGAUUUGGGGUUUGGUUGUAAUUUUUUAACGAUAAUGUAUCAUGUAUGUGAUUUUUAUUAAAUAUUAAUAUUGCACUGCCAGAUCGUUGACCUACUGAAGAAAUAUAUCUAGAACUAGAAAGGAGAUCUGUUAGUCCCAAUCAGGUUGUUAUAGCUUAAAUUCAUGAAGGCAAUUACCUAGGUAUUUACAAACUCAUAGGCGUUGCUGGGGAGACUGAUAUGCAUGCGAGUUGAUAGAGAUCACCCUUCAUGUUGCUCAUCUAUGAUUUCCAAUUUGGUUAAUUUGAUAUUACAUUUCAUUGUUUCUGAGUUGGUUUACAAUGAAUACAGGGUGAAGAACAAAAUAAUUGGAUGUGCUCUUCAAUCAAGUUUUUAUCAAAGCCUUGGUUAGCAUUGUUAAGUUUCUGAACAACUUCUUAUCACCAUUUUUUCAUUUUCCCGGUUAGAACACAUUUCAAAAGUUUGGAAAUAUUUCUUUUUUAGUUCAUUCUUUUCAUUCUGAGCAAAAUAAAGAAGCAACCAUUGUGAAGCCACCAUUGUAGAAAAGGCAUUUCCUGAUUCUAAGAACUAUUUUGGUCACCUUGUGAAAGUUUAGCAUAUGAAAUAUGGUGUAUCUGAUGGAAAGUGCAGUAUUGGCAUGUGUUGCAUUUGACUCAUUGGAUGGAUCAUCUAGCAUAGAUCGUGCCAACUGGAACUGUAUGAUUCCUUACUCAAAUGUUACUAAAUCAGUUCUUCUAACUUAUAAAUGCUACAGGUUCAAUUGUUCUCCCUUUUUUUAAUAUCUGGAUCUUUUGGUCAUUGCAUAGCACCUGCACAAUAGUGUCAUUUUCCCCUGAUUAUUUUGGUUGUCAUCUAUGCCCUAUUUUCUUUGGUUGUAUUUCUUUUGUUGGGCAUGAAGCCUCGCGCAAAGCGCGUGCCAAUGCUAGUAUUAAAAUAUAAGCGAUCGAAUUAAAACUAGUCACGGGUUAGAGCACAAAUUCACAAGCUCUGAUGUAUAUGAUACAUGAUACAUCUAUCUAUGCAACAGAUGUCCACUAAGUAAGACUUCUGUAUUUUUUCAAGGCUUCACGCAUGUUCUAUUAGCCACGUAGCUCUUACACUAAACACUAUUGAGUUGUUUCUUCGGUAGCUUUUGUUUUUAUCAGUUUAAACAAAACACAAUAAAGUGAUAACAGUGCAUACGGUACGUACACCAUACAAAUUUCAGAAUUUUAAUCUUUACAUAUGGAGUAUAUAUCAUUUCCAUUCGAAUAUGAUAUAUCAGUUUUUUUUCGUUAAUGCAUAUGUAAAUUACUAUGCUUAUAUAGCUAUAUUGCCUAUAUACAUACAUAUAAUAUAUGUAUACUACGUAUAAAAGUGAACUUCAUUAAUGGUGCACAUUUAAAUUAAUAAUAUUGAACCAAAUAAACACGAGUACAUGAAAUCAAUAAAAUAGAUAAUGGUGCUACGCCUUACAUAUUUAUCUAUAUUAGACAAUAGUAUAAAAGUUUUAUAGUUUAUAAAAUGUUUAGUAAUAAAUCUCUAUUAAUGAUUAUUGUAGUAAAUCAUGGCAAACAUUUCCAAACGAGAAUUCGACGUCCUUGAUCUGUCCGGUCAAAAAUAUUUGGAAUGUAAAGUCGAUGCUCUGACACAUCUUAAGGCUAAUGGUUUAGAAGAUACAAUUGAAGCCAAUAAUCUAUCAUCUUCCCAAGAUAAAGCGAAAGCUAUCAUUUUCCUCCGUCACCACCUCCAUGAAAGUCUCAAAUCUGAAUAUCUUUUGGUUGAUGAUCCAAAAUAAUUAUGGGACAAUUUACAAGAGAGGUAUGACCACCAACAAAAGGUACUUUUGCCAAAAGCUCAAUAUGACUGGAUCAAUUUAAGAUUCCAGGAUUUUAAAUCAAUCAGUGACUAUAAUUCUGCCAUGUUCCAAAUAACAUCUAAACCAAAGUUAUGCGGACAAAAAGUCAUUGAUGCUGAUAUGUUGGAGAAAACCUUUUCUACAAUGCAUAUUUCUAAUAUGCUGCUACAGCAGCAAUAUAGAGAAAAUGGUUUUAAAAAAAUACUCCGACAUAAAAUCAGUAUUAUUGGUAGCUGAGCAAAAUAAUGACCUUUUGAUGAAAAAUCACAAUUUGAGACCCACUGGUUCUAGUCCUUCUGUUUAUGGUCCAUCUGGCCAUAAUUUAGCCACUGAAUCAAAUGCAACAUACACUGGCAGUAGAAGGCAUUUUAAACGUGAGCAUUUUAAUGGUCAUAAAAACAAGUCACACCGAGAAUACAAACAGGUCGAAAGACCAAAUUACAAGGGCAAGGGCAAACAAAAAGCCCAUCAAAUAAAUCGCCCUCCAAAAUCCUCGGGAAAGUCGACUUGUUAUAAAUGUGGCAUGACGGGGCACUGGGCUAAUAAAUGUCGCACGGCUAAACAUCUGGUGCAGUUAUUUCAAGCUUCCAUGAAUCUGAACAAAGGCAAAAAUGUGGAAGCUAAUUUUGUUAAUGACACAACUCCACCUAUGCCAAAAUUUGAUGUGUCCGACUUCUUCAUGGAUGAUAGCAUAAUGGACGAUGCAUUUGCCACUGAUCAAAAUAACACAAAAUAAAUUAUAAGACUUUUACAUAUUGUAAAAUAGUAGUUUAUGUCAUCGUGUACUUUUUCUUUAGGUUACCUUUAUGUUGUUUUCAUAAAUAAGUGUAAUAUAUGUACUUUUAUGCUAAAUAAUUUGCAUAAUUUGUGAUCAAGCUUAUGUUUAUUUACAUAUAUUGAAGAUAUGGAUCAAGAAUUAUGUCUGAUAGACAGUGCUACAACGCACA